UUUGCACAGACAAGAGUUGGAGAGAGAGCGGAGAAACCCGACACGACAGCCUUAUCAGCUCCCGAGCACUUCCCAUAAACGUCUUCACUCAACUGGAGGUUUUAUUAAUUUUUUUUCCCUCUCCUCAAACUUUUUGAAGCUUCGCUGGGGGGAAAUGUAAUUUUCCUUUCGAAUCCGCUUAAUAGAUACAUUGUGUGCAGCUCCGCUGUGUCUUUCUCUGCGGAUAGCAACCCGUCCGCCUCUUCUUCAGAGCAGCACUCGGCACUAAUUUCACUGGUGGAUUUUUACAGUCUGUCCCCUUCCCCCUACCUCCUCCGCUGUGUGGGAAUAGUGCAACCCAACGUUUUUGUUAGUUUUAAAGACAAUCUGUGGAUUGAAUGUGCCGGACCCUCAGGAUUAUAUCAUUCCAGCGUUUUCCAUUUCACAUUUGCCAGGAAAUCAGUGGCGCAUAACCUUUAAAUUAUCGUCAUUCCGUUACUUUUUAUAUUUUCCGUUGAAUGGACAAACUCAAGCAAAGACGUCUCUCCAAUUUUACCAGAUAUUUCGGUUCUUUAGUUUUGUCGACGAGUGAUACGGAGGAUUCAGAUUUUAGAUGAAUACCGUCAGAGCUGGGCACUCGAAAGUAAAACGGUGUAAACUAAAGUAAAUGAUGAUUUAAAGUAUCAUUCAUUUAUUCUUUUGCUGUGCUUUAUUUUGUGUAGCAAACGCAACUGGUCAUGUUAAACCUGAUUAUUUAGAAUUGUACCUUUUAUGAAAUGCAACUUUUUAAAAAAAAAUUUACUUUAUAAAGUUUCAUACAAACUGUGAUACAGUUAAUUGUUUUUCUUACACAUUAAUUCAAAACACCCAGUUGUUUUAGAAAAAGAAACUGUAAGCAAAGAUGGAUGGAAAAAUGGUGGCGUACACCUGCACAUUCCUUGUAGCAGUCUGCCUACUUUUAUGGGUUGUCCCCAGCAGCUCUAAGGCAUUGGCUUUGGAGGAGGAUGUUAGCGAUGUUCAGCAAAGUCUUCUUCAAGGCAGAAGGGCAAUUUCUAAAAGACAUGAAGAGACUAGAGAAGAUCCAGCUGGCUUAUUGCCUGAAGAAAUUUCUGACACUAAGAAAAAAUUGAAGGUGAAAGCCAAAUCCAAAAAGUCAGUGGUUGAAAAUGCAGAAGCAAAGGAAAAGAAGAAGGAAAAGGAGAGCAAGCCCAAGAAAGAAAAGCCACCUAAGCCCACCAAGAAGCCCAAGCCCACAAAGAAGCCUAAGCCUCCCAAACCAACUAAGAAACCUAAACCAUCCAAGAAACCAAAGGAGAAGGUAGACAAACCAGCCAAAAAACCUAAAGACAAAAAGACAAAAGAAACAAAGGCUGACACAGAAGAACCAGCUGAAAAGAUCAUUGAGGAAAUCAAGCCUAAAGAAGAUGAAGAGAAAACGACAUCUCUGGAUGAAGAAGAGGAGAGGAUUCUGAUUGAACUGGGAUGGGGCAAAUAUGACUUCACACAGUCUCCCACAGAGCCACAUAAAGAAAAAGAAAUUUCAAAAGAAAAUGGAACCAAGAGCCCACUAACACCCCUGACAGAUAUUGGACAAGAUGUCAAAAAAGAAGAUGAAGACUACUGGGAUGUCAAAUAUGAACUUCCAGAAACAACAACAGAAGAGAAAGAAGACUUUGGACAGCCAGUCACUGAGGACUGGAGGAUAUACCCUACAGUGGAAGAAGAGGGCCCGACUGCACCUCCAAUUGAGGGAACAUGGUUUGAUGACUAUGACUACCCAUUCCUCAAACCAACCAAACCAGCACCAAAGAAAAAGGAGGAAAAGGAACCUGAAGUGACAACCGUAGAAUACAGCCCUCCUCCCAAGGUUAAAAAAGAAUGUCCUCCACUUGGCCUGGAAUCCCAUAAAGUGGACAAUGACCAGUUGUUGGCUUCCUCCAUGUUACGGUAUGGGACAGGUCCCCAUCGUGGCAGACUUAAUAUGCAGUCUAAUUACAAGGCAGACCAAGAGGAGGAGGAUGAUGACUUUUAUGAUGGUGCCUGGUGUGCAGACAAUGAGGAGACCCAGCACUGGUAUGAAGUAGAUGCCAGGAGAGAAGUAGAAUUCACUGCAGUGAUCCUACAGGGUCGAGAUUCACCAGUACAUAAUGAUUUUGUCACUUCCUACUUUGUGGCCUUCAGCAAUGAUAGUCGUACUUGGACUGUGUACCAUGAUGGCUAUGCUGAGUGGCUGUUUUUUGGCAAUGUGGACAAAGACACCCCAGUCAUGUCUGAAUUUUCUGAGCCAGUUGUGGCUCGGUAUAUAAGGAUUCUUCCACAGAGUUGGAAUGGAAGUCUGUGCAUGCGCCUGGAGAUCAUGGCCUGCCCUCUGUCAUCCCUAAACAGCUAUUCCUGGCAGAACGAGGUGACAUCCGUGUACGAUUUGGACUUUCGGCAUCACAAUUACAAGGACAUGAGACAGAUGAUGAAAGUAAUCAAUGAGGAUUGUCCAUCUAUUACACGCAUCUACAACAUUGGCAAGAGCUUUCGUGGACUAAAAAUUUAUGCUAUGGAGUUUUCAGAUAAUCCAGGAGAACAUGAGACAGGGGAACCAGAGUUCCGUUACACAGCUGGACUACAUGGGAAUGAGGUGCUGGGACGGGAAAUGCUCCUUUUGCUUAUGCAGUUUAUGUGCAAAGAAUAUAAUGAUGGCAACCCACGGGUACGUCGCUUGAUAGAAGACACUCGUAUCCACCUGGUACCAUCUGUAAACCCUGAUGCCUAUGAGCUUGCUUAUGAAAUGGGGUCUGAAAUGGGCAACUGGGCUUUAGGCCACUGGACUGAGGAAGGCUACGACCUCUUUAUAAAUUUUCCAGACUUGAACACCAUAUUGUGGGGUGCCCAGGAACGGGGGUGGGUCCCCAAACUAGUGCCCAAUCAUCAUAUCCCAAUUCCAGAGAACUUCCUUUCAGAGAAUGGCUCCGUUGCUAUAGAAACCCGAGCAAUAAUUGCCUGGAUGGAGAAGAUUCCAUUUGUGUUGGGGGCAAACAUCCAUGGUGGGGAGCAGAUGGUAACAUAUCCCUUUGAUAUGGUGCCCACAACCAGUGAAGGUGCUGUAAGGCGUCAGGCAGAAAGUGAAGAAGACGAAGAGCAGCGGCACCACAGGCAAGAAAGUGUCCCAGAACCCCACCAGACUCCUGAUGAUUCAAUCUUCCGGUGGUUGGCUAUUGCUUAUGCUUCAACCCACCAGACUAUGACAGAGACUCAUCGUGGAAUGUGCCACACUGAUGACUUCACUUCUGGACAGGGCAUCAUCAAUGGAGGCUCUUGGAAGUCCACAUCUGGCAGCAUGAAUGACUUCAGUUAUCUCCAUUCCAACUGCUUUGAGUUGUCGCUGUACUUGGGCUGCGAUAAGUUUCCACACGAAAGUGAGCUGCCACAAGAAUGGGAGAACAACCGAGAGGCCCUCUUAGUUUUCAUGGAACAAGUGCAUCGUGGAAUUAAAGGAGUAGUCAAGGAUCAGGAGGGUAACGGCCUUGCCAAUGCUACUAUUUCGGUUGAAGGGAUAAACCAUGACGUCAAAACAGCUGUCAAUGGUGACUACUGGCGUCUCCUGAACCCAGGAGAAUAUCGAGUAACAGCUCGUGCAGAAGCAUUUUCUCCAGCAACCAAAAUUUGUGUCGUUGGCUAUGAAAUUGGUGCAACUCGGUGCAACUUUGUUUUGGCCAAGUCCAACUGGAAGAGGAUUCAUGAGAUCAUGAAACUGAAUGGCAACCGGCCCAUAAAACUCUCAUAUGGUGGCAACGGCGGGAAAUGGAACCGCAUGGAAGGACUGAGCCCGGAAGAGCGGAAGAAAAGAUUACGCCGCUUGCGAAUCUUGAGGCUGCGCAAGCUGAGGCGGCUGAGAUUGCAGAAAGUACAAUCUAACAACACUACAACAGAGGCUCCUACCACUACCACUACCACAACCACCACUACCACAACUACAACCACAACUAUACCACCCACCUUCGAAUUGGAAACAGGCACUUAUGAACCUUGGAUAUAUGAGGAUGCUGAACCAACAGAAGAAAACUACUCCUUUGGGUUAAAGGAAAACUACAAUUAUUCAUAAAAACCUUGAUGUUCAAUGAAGGUCUAACUGGACUGAAGCACAAGCAGCUGAGCAUUCCAAGAUGGAAACCAAAUUAAGAAAUCAAGUGGAGCAGACACCCAAGUCAAAUUGGACUCCACAAAUCCAAGCCUGUUAGAAAACAAAAUAAAGAUUGACAUGUCUUUGCUAGUGGACCUUGUUGGAAAAGUGGAAUGUACCCAUUGUAGUCCAAUGGAUUAUAUCGUGUGAAGAAACAUGGCAACUGUGUAGAAAUCCUGCUGAAAAGUAUGAUGGCUCUAGUUUGACCCUACAGAAUUUGUCUUUAAUUACAAUCCACAGUGAGCACACUAAAAGCAUUGCAUCUCCUCACAUGAAAUGUCUUAUGUCAGCAGUUAUUGUUUCCCCAGGACAGCAAAAGACUUUAGAGGCCAUGCAUUAUCAACCAGUCUUUCA
Molecule: messenger RNA, 4504 nt
Organism: Polypterus senegalus (gray bichir)
Lineage: Eukaryota; Metazoa; Chordata; Cladistia; Polypteriformes; Polypteridae
Gene: aebp1a
Product: AE binding protein 1a
Exons: 19
Coding region: 881-4072 (1063 amino acids)
Biological process (GO): negative regulation of transcription by RNA polymerase II; proteolysis
Molecular function (GO): RNA polymerase II transcription regulatory region sequence-specific DNA binding; metallocarboxypeptidase activity; zinc ion binding
Source: RefSeq, a predicted model, not a curated record